Molecule: messenger RNA, 1147 nt
Organism: Daphnia pulicaria
Lineage: Eukaryota; Metazoa; Arthropoda; Branchiopoda; Diplostraca; Daphniidae
Product: cuticle protein-like
Exons: 2
Coding region: 100-990 (296 amino acids)
Cellular component (GO): chitin-based extracellular matrix
Molecular function (GO): structural constituent of chitin-based larval cuticle
Source: RefSeq, a predicted model, not a curated record
GCCUCUGGAUAACUUUUGCUUGAUAUUACAGUAUAAAAGGGCGAUCGAGAAACAAACUCGUCACUUGGUCUGCAGCAUUUGUCUCAUACUAGCAUCAACAUGAAAGUCUUGAUCCUUAGCAUCUUCUUGGCUUGCGCCUCCGCCCAGUACUACCCUGGUUUCUACGGCUAUCCCGCCACCAGCCAGUUCCACGCUCAAGAUGUGCUGGGACAGGCCUCUUAUGGCUAUGCUUACCCCGGACAGGCUGCUUCCAACUACCGUGACAUUUUCGGCAACCAAGUCGGUUCUUACGCUUACAUGGGACCCAAAGGAGAAGUUCGUGUCAACUACGUUGCCGAUGCCGUUAACGGUUUCCGCGUUGUGUCCAACAACUUGCCUGUUGCUCCCGAAGAUACCCCCGAAGUAGCUGCUGCCAAGAUUGAACACGCUAAACUCGUCAAAGAGGCCGCAACCAAGAAAGCUGCUGAACCCGCUGCUAGCCGCACUAAGCGCCAGGUUCCUUUCUACCCUUCUGCUCUGCCUUAUGCUCUUCCCUACACCGCCCCUUACUACAACUACGUUGCUCCCGCUCCCUUGGUUGCCAAGACUACCUUGAAGACCGUCACUGCCGAGGCUGAUCCUUCCGCCAAGACCCCAGCUGAUACCACCAAAUUCGACCUCAAGGAAAAGAGCUUCGACGUUAUCACCCCUCUUGCUUACCCAUACGCCCCUUAUGGUUACACUUAUCCUUUCGCUGCCCCUUUCGCUGCCCCCACUGCAGUUGAGAGCUCCCGCAAGAAGCGCCAGGUUAUCGCUGUCCCCGCACCUGACCAGCAAUUCCUCGAUGACCUCAAGUACAAGAGUGUCGAUUUGAACCAGAACGGUCAACCUGACCAGGCUGUUGUUCCAGUCACACCCGUUCUUAAGACCUACCCUUAUUAUCCCUAUGCUGCCCUCCCUUACUCUGGUUACUACCCAACUUACCCAACUGCUUUCCCUUUCUAUGGUUAACUAAUACCGAAACAAAGCACUUGAUGCAGCAUUCGACUCCUUUUUAAAUCAUGUUGCCCAGCAUCCGUUUCAAUCGUUUGUUAUUGUUCUUGGUAAUGUGAAAUUGUAUUGGAAAUUGGCUUGGAAGAAAUUACAUUUUUUGUUUUGUUUAUGAAAA